Messenger RNA from Rhizopus microsporus ATCC 52813, 2547 nucleotides. RefSeq lists its product as uncharacterized. The transcript is spliced from 4 exons. The record is from RefSeq and is a predicted model, not a curated record. Gene Ontology annotation, biological process: maturation of SSU-rRNA. Bases 11 to 2488 code for a protein of 825 amino acids. NCBI's taxonomy places the organism in Eukaryota, Fungi, Mucoromycota, Mucoromycetes, Mucorales, Rhizopodaceae. Gene Ontology annotation, cellular component: nucleolus. Gene Ontology annotation, molecular function: RNA binding.
AUAAUACUCAAUGCCAGGCUUUGUCUUAGAGGAAGCAUUUCCACUUGCACGGUUUAAUAAGAAACUCAAUGAAGACAGUAGUCGCUUAUUCACUGUCAGCAUCAAUGCUUUGGAAUCCGUUUUGGACCCCAUUCAUACUGCCGAUCGCUCUGAUACGGCUGAUCAAGUAGCUGUCACUGUUCAGGGCGAAGGCUUUAAGAUAUACAAUACAAUAGAUCAAAAGUGUAUAAAGUCAUGGAAUGCACCUCCUGGCGUUCUCUUUGCUGCUCCAGCUACUCAUCAGGACGGCGGUAGUGAUCCUGAAUCAACUGAUUACACCUACGCCAUUAUAGCCUCGAGCCCUGAUUUACUAAAGGACGAAGAAUAUAAAACAGUCUGGCUAUGGAAGAACAUAAAGAACAACGAUAAUGACAACUUGGACCACAUUACCAAAAGUUUUGAUGAACGUAUUAGUGCUAUACACAUAUCACCUGUCUUACAAUCACAUGUUAUUAUGAUUGGCGAAAGUGGAUCUGUUGAAUUAAACACCAAAGAUCUCGAACGUUUAAUUGCAAAGCAAAAGGGUCAGAAGAACACUCGUGUUGCAUGGUCUACUGUCUUUGUUACUUCUAAUGCUCACUGUUGUAUUCCUUCCUCAAUGGUUCCUCCUAGAUCUACGAUUGUUGUUACUGUCAGCAACUCUGUUGGAUCAGACACCUACACAGUAAAGCUUGAUUAUGUCAAUGUCGAACGUAGAAGUAUAGAUAACCUUGCCAGCAUCGAUAUUAAAUUAGCCGAGAAACCUAUCGCAUUCACUUUAGACCCUAUUGACGGACGGUUGACUAUCCUGAGCGUAGCUGGCACCUGGACAGUAUGGCGUCUACAGUUAAAAUAUAGCUCAUCCAAGAAGAUUGCAAGUCAUUUGACCGAACAUUUAUCCAUCAAAUUGAAUGGAUACCGAUUUAGUGACAAGUCUCUGGGUAACGUAGCAGCUACUGCACCUUUGGGCGAUAGCUAUGUGGCCAUGAUCGCCCCUCGAACAGGAAACAAGAAGAAUAGCAGCGAAGCAGAGCAUGUCGUGAGCGUCUGGGAUAUCAAGUAUGGCACACUACAGGCAGAACAGACCAUCAAGACAUCAGAGAAAAACGUAGCCAACAAGAACUGUGUUUGCAGCAUUGCCACUUUACCCAACUCUCAUUUAGCCAUCACGAUUUCAUUCAUAGAUGCACAAGGCUCGAAAAGCAGUGGAAAGUCAUCAAAGAAGACUGUAGACACUACUUCAGUUGUCAUGCUCUGUCCUUAUUACAGCGAACCAGUUUCUUUAAUGGCAGCUAUGGGAAAGAUGAAGCAAACGGUUGAAUUCAUGGGCAUCAGCGAGAAUCUUGAUUCAGUAGACAAUAUUGGUUAUUCACGAAGUGGAAAAGAAACAGUGAUGCGUGAAAUACACUUUUCAGCCGAUUUACAAGACUCUGAUGAAAUUUAUGAAAAAUGGGUAUCGAAAAUUCACAAGAUUCAAGAUGUGGAAGCAAAAGUGCUUGCUGACUUAUUGCGUCCUGAUGUCUCUGAAGAUAAGUUUGUUGACACAUUCUUUGAUUACAUUCGUGUGAAGAGAGUUGAUGUGACCGAGGAUAAUGAUACAACUAUGACAGAGGCCCAUCUUGAAGCCAAGACAGAACAAUAUCGCAACAUUAUGCUGAACAGAUAUCAGCCUUCAAAAAAGAAGUCGGUUGAACUGUCACAAUUUUUUGUCUCAAAGAUUGUUUCACGCUGCUUUGAAUCAAAGGGAGACAACAGUUUUUGGCCAGUGGACGUACUUCUUUAUUUAUUGAAGAAGUCACUUAUUCGUAGUAACUAUUGCGAAAAAGGCAUCAUCAACGCGCUCCUGGAAAGAAAAGAAUGGGCACUUUUGCCUAUUAUACUUGAAACAGUUCAUGAUAUUCCUGAAAAUGACUUAGUAACACUCAUAAAAGCGUUGAUUAGUAUACAUAAUGAAAAUAGCAAAGAAUGGGACACCGCUAGAUUCAAUACAUACUUCAAGUCAAUCGUAGAAGCUCCUAGAAAUGAUAUCUUCCUUCAGCAAUCACUAAAGCGAAUCAAUGCAGCCGAAUUACCUAUUAUCUUACAGACACUUGCCGUUUGGUUAAAGGAAAAAUCCUCAAAUUUAAACAAUCGCAGCAAUAUUGUCGAUUUUUGCAACAGUAUAUUGGACGUUCACUUCCCAACACUUAUCUUGGAGCCAUCAUUACAAUCUAUUGUUCAUACUUUGCGUGAACUGACUUCUCAUGAGAUUGAGGUUAUCGAUGACCUUGAGCAGUUGAGAAAUAUUCUAGGUGCUUACAACCGUAAACAUAAGCAUGCACGUGCAAAGAAAUCAUUAGAAAGAAAAGCUAGACAAGAAAACGCGGACGCACCAUAUGAUGAAUUGACUCGCUUUAGAAAGAAAAAGAAUGGCAAAUUCGGUGGCGAGCAAGGUAUACCAGUCUAUAGAGUGGAAGUAUUCAGGUUUUAAUAGAUUAACUCACCAUGUCAUUUCUUUGUAUUUUCUUUUAAAAAUAAACACAUGUACAC